ACACGUGGGUCUGGGUAGCCGGAGGCUAUCACAUGAUACAGGGAAAUGAGUGCGCCAAUGCGAGAACAGACACAGACAUCUCCGCUUCCGUGACGGGGGAGAAGUUUGCCCCCAACUUUUGGGAAGAAAAGUUUGUUUGCGGCGCGGAGGGAGAGUGGGGGAGGCGAGUGAGCUACGAUGGACGAGGUCUGGCAGUAUCAGUUCCGCAUUAUACUGCUGGGCGACUCCACCGUGGGCAAGUCCUCGCUGCUCAAGCGCUUCACCGGCGGCACCUUCAGCGCGGUGCAGGAUCCCACGGUGGGGGUGGACUUCUACGCCCGCCUGCUGGAAGUGGAGCCUGGUUGUCGGAUCAAACUUCAGCUGUGGGACACGGCGGGCCAGGAGCGCUUCAGGUCGAUCACCCGUUCCUACUUCCGCAACUCGGUGGGGGGUCUGCUGCUGUUCGACGUGACCAACCGGCACUCGUUUGAGAACGUCCGGGAGUGGCUGAAGGAGGUGGACGCGCACGUGUUCCCCAACAAGACCAUCUUCGUGCUGGUGGGCCACAAGAGCGACCUGGUGGAGGAGCGGCAGGUGCCGCGCGAUGAGGCCGAAGCCCUGGCCGCUGCCCUGGGACUGAACUACCUGGAGACCUCGGCCAAGGACAACAGCAACGUGGAGGAGGCCUUCACCAAGCUGACCGCCUGCAUCUACCAGUCGAUGAAGGAUGGCGAGAUCGCGCUGGAGGACGGCUGGGACGGAGUCAAACGCGGAUUCAACCCGACCGCCAUGGACCGGGCCAAGGACGAAAAGCACAGUGACUGCAGCUGCUGACUUGAACGGCGGAGUAGACCUGAUGGGCCGAAUGGCCUAAUUCUGCUCCGAUAACGUAUAAACAUGUACUUUCAGACUAAACCUUCUGUGGGGUUCAGGGUCGAACCUGAACAUCACUUAUUCGAGUCCUCCACAGAUGCUGUCUGACCUGCUGGGUUACUCCAGCACUUUUUGUCCUUCAAUAUAAAUCAGUCACUAGUAA
Amblyraja radiata (thorny skate) is the source of this 1015-nucleotide messenger RNA. Its product is annotated as ras-related protein Rab-39B. Lineage: Eukaryota; Metazoa; Chordata; Chondrichthyes; Rajiformes; Rajidae. The transcript has 2 exons. The record is from RefSeq and is a predicted model, not a curated record. The coding region runs from base 178 to 813 and encodes 211 amino acids. Gene Ontology annotation, molecular function: GTPase activity; GTP binding.